AUGCGCUUCAUCGCACCGAUCUGUCUGCUCCUCUCCGUCUCCAGGGCUGUCCUCGUCCCUGGCCCGACUGGUCCCUAUGCCGUUGCCAUGAAGGAGCUGCCUCUGACAGAUACAAGCCGGCAUGAUCCCCUUGAUCCGACGGGCAAGUCCAAAAGUCGCCGUCUCUUAGUCUCACUCUAUCUCCCAGUCGACAAAUCGAGACGAGCAUGCCCUGUGGUAACUGUUCCGUACAUGACUCCUCCAGUCGCCGCCAGCUACGGACAACAGGCCACUCAGGUUGGCUUGCCGGACACUCUCUAUAAUCCGUUCCAGAUGGAGUUUUGUGACCUCAAGAAACUCUCUCCUUGCGGCCAAGCUUCCAACAAGAACAAGAAAUUUCCCCUUAUCCUCUUCGACCCUGGCUUUGAGGAGUCGAGGCUCAUUUAUGGCGCUAUGGCUCGGUCCCUAGCUAGCCAUGGCUACGCUGUUGUUACUAUCGACCAUCCCUUUGAUGCGCCUGCCAUCCAAUACCCCGACGGAUCCAUUAUUGAGGGCGUCGACAUGGAUCCCUCUGAUCCUGCAGUUCUUCCGAAAAUUCUCAAGGUGCGCACCGACGAUAUUACCUUCAUCAUCAAUCAACUCGAGAACCAAAAAGUCAUGAAGCCCGUACUUGCAGACUUUCCCGGCACCAUCGACUACAAUAAGCUCGCCAUCUGGGGCCACUCCUUUGGCGGUGCUACUGCUGCAUCAGUCACCCACGCCGACAAGCGAGUCCUUGGCGGCCUUGACCUUGACGGUAUGCUGGUCGACCCCAUUCUGAGUACUGACAUCAAGAAGCCCUUCAUCCUAGCCGGACGCAAGGGCCAUGACGCCGAGGACCCAACAUGGAACCAGUUCUGGCCGCAUCUCAAGGGCAAGCGCAUGGAGAUUAACAUUGCCAACACCCAGCACGGAGCGUUCAAGGAUGACUUGAUGCUUCUUAGCGCUUUGAACAUCCCGGCCGACGCCAAGGCGGCUAUCCAGCAGGUGCUGGGAAGCAUUGACCCGCACCAACUCGAUAAGGAUUUGAAUGGCAUCCUGACGGCGUUCUUUGAUCUCCUCUUCCAUGGCAAGAAGCAGUCCUUGGAGGCUAUUCCGCAUAAUUUUGCCAACGUUACCAUUAUGCGAGGCAACAUCUAG
Trichoderma virens Gv29-8 is the source of this 1158-nucleotide messenger RNA. RefSeq lists its product as uncharacterized. The transcript is spliced from 2 exons. Bases 1 to 1158 code for a protein of 385 amino acids. Lineage: Eukaryota; Fungi; Ascomycota; Sordariomycetes; Hypocreales; Hypocreaceae. Gene Ontology annotation, molecular function: 1-alkyl-2-acetylglycerophosphocholine esterase activity. The record is from RefSeq and is a predicted model, not a curated record.